UUCGUGGAUCCUCUCUCCAUCUAUCUACAGCACAGCACAAUGGUCUACACUAUCGUCGUCCACCUCCAAUCCCUCCCCGAGGCCGUCCAGGAGAUCAAGGCCAAGCUCAAGGAAGCGUCUGAGAUCUACCAGAAAGACAAAGAGACUAUCGACUGGUAUGUGAUGCAAGACCCCAAGGACGAGACCAAGUUCUGUAUCGUCGAGCGGUACGAGCAAGAAUCGUCUCAGCAGUACCAUCUCAACAACCCUUACUGGAAGACUUUCGACCCCUACGUCGUGCCCCGUCUCGCCAAGCCCAUGGACCUCACCCGAUGGGAGGAGCUCUAAAUGCGCUCGUGAUGAGUUAUGAGCAUUGUUUAUAUGAGAAUCACCGCGCUUGUAGAGAAUAUGAGUAGAAGACUGUGUAUACCAUGCAUCGAGUAUAGAUACCA
This is a messenger RNA of Cryptococcus amylolentus CBS 6039, 431 nucleotides long. RefSeq lists its product as hypothetical. The coding region runs from base 40 to 327 and encodes 95 amino acids. NCBI's taxonomy places the organism in Eukaryota, Fungi, Basidiomycota, Tremellomycetes, Tremellales, Cryptococcaceae. The record is from RefSeq and is a predicted model, not a curated record. The transcript has 5 exons.